AUGGAGCUAGCCGUUGCAGAGCCAGCAAUCGGCGCUGAGUCAAUUCAACCAGCUGAAGCUUCACGACAACCCCCGGCUCCGUCACCGGGGAGCAAUGUGCCGGGCCCUCCCGCUCCGCCCAGUGACACCGGAGCAGAUGCCGGGAGCGAGGCAGCAGCCAACCCGCGCAAGAGGAAAAAGGCAUCGAGGGCCUGCGACUUCUGUCAUGUAAACCACCAGCCCUGCGACAACGGCAAGCCGAAAUGCAGCGUCUGUACCAAGCACAACAAGCCGUGUUUAUACCUGCGCCCCACCAAACGCCGUGGCCCGCAAAAGGGGUACCGCACCGCUCUCAACACCUACAAGGAGAGCGCCGCCGCCUGGGGUGCUGUCCUCGGCGCCAUCCCAGGGCUGGACACCUUGAUUGAGGGCCACCUACGGGGCAACGGCGGCAAGGCCAUUGUCGGCUCGAUCAAGGACUCGAACCAGCAGGAUGCCUUGAUUGCCACAUGGCAGCAGAGCUCCGUAUUCCGCGCUUUCUUCGGGCACAAUGGCCCGCCGCCAGGACUGCAGACGGCCGACAGCAAUGUCACUGUUCCGUCGCAGGAGGUCGAGGACGAGGACGCCGGCGACGAGACCCCGCCCGUCCGCCCGCCACCGGCUAGUAAGAGAAUCUCGCAGCCACCUGCGAGCCAGCGGAGCCAGUCUGUGUCAAGCGUUGUUGCGCCGCCCGAGCCGAAGCUGCGUCUGUCUCUGGAGUCGCCUUUCCAACCCAGAGACUCGCUGUCGGAUAUCGUGGCUAAGGACGCGGCCCAGUCUGCCACCCGGGCCUCGCAAACACUUGCCUCUCUCGGAUUUGCGCCAGACGAGACCAUUGCAGACUUCUACAUCAUGGGUGCGAACCCGGAGCCCAUCCCGGAGUCCACCGACCCAGAUUUCGAUCCAUCUCUGGGCACUGAGGAAGAGCAGAGGACAUAUUACGAGCUACUCAUGGGACGGUCUUUCCCAGGAUGA
Molecule: messenger RNA, 993 nt
Organism: Parathielavia appendiculata
Lineage: Eukaryota; Fungi; Ascomycota; Sordariomycetes; Sordariales; Chaetomiaceae
Exons: 3
Coding region: 1-993 (330 amino acids)
Biological process (GO): regulation of DNA-templated transcription
Molecular function (GO): DNA-binding transcription factor activity, RNA polymerase II-specific; zinc ion binding
Source: RefSeq, a predicted model, not a curated record